Molecule: messenger RNA, 1146 nt
Organism: Mesorhabditis spiculigera
Lineage: Eukaryota; Metazoa; Nematoda; Chromadorea; Rhabditida; Rhabditidae
Source: the annotation of a GenBank genome assembly
AUGGAAAUAAUCUUCGCAUCCGAUGCCGACAUCUUGCGCCAUAUCGAUAUUGACAUUGAUAUGUGGAUCCAGCGUCGACCAUCACUCUUUGAUCCCGAUAAGGAUUUUCGCCUGCUCGAGCAGAUCUUCCGCCACGGCGUCGACUUUAUCAACUACCAGUCGGAAAACAUGAUCAAAAAGGAGCCAUUCCCGCUGACGAAUCGAACAUGGGUCGAUCGGAUUGAGCAUCGGAAAGUGGUGGCCCAACUCUAUUGGUGUGACGGUGAUACAAACUUUGAAACGGCCGAGAAUCUGAAGACCCACUGCUCCGAGUCUUUCCAGCACAUUACAAACUUCAUCGAGCACAACCGCUUCAAAAAGCGGAAGAGCUAUAAAUAUGCUGUGCUGUUCGACUUCGCGUCGGGCGGUGUACCUGGCGAAGUCGCGGCUUCAAUUCUGCUCGCCCAGCUUGCAAAGUAUUUCACCGUUUCGAUGUGGAUUUCCAUCAAACAGUUCGUCAUCCGCGUGAGCGAUCACCGAGAAAUGGAUAUCUUCAGGAGGUUGCUCAGGCUCGAGAAGUUGUCAGCAGAUUUGGAUGCUGAUGGCUUCACCCUCGGCAUGGCGCAGCUUGCCGAAUUCGACCACAUGUACGCCGUUCACUCGCCCGUCGUCAAGCAGUACUUUCGUUCGAGACCCCGCGAACGAUCGGCGUCGAUGCUUCGCAGGGUGAUGCACGGGAUUACGGCUGGAUUGGUAUCCGAAAACCCGCCGCCUUCCAACUCGGCCAGGAAAAAGAGUGGUCGACAGCGCAGGAUGUCCGUACCUGAACUCCCGGAAAAUAAAGUCAUCCAACCGGCACUCAGCUACAAAAGGAAGCCGGAGCUGGAGAGGAACAACUCGGUUAAACAAUUACUCCAUCGCGUUGGUGCAGCUUCACCGUUGCUGAGCAAGCGAUUUUUGACCCGCAGGCGAGACAAAUCGGAAAGUCCUCGCAACGCCGUCCCGCUCCAAAAUUCGAUUGAAAGUACGGUAGACUGUGCCGUAUCAAUUCUGCCGAAUGAGCUCGAAAAUAGUAACCCUGGAGGCCCUCCGUACUACAAUUCACUUGAAGACGGUCGGAAACUGUCGGUGCGUAUGGCCCGUCCGCACACUCCUAUUGACGGUCGU